CGGUGUUCGACAAAUGGUACUGCCAACGCGAAUUUGAUUCAAUAAAAUGUAUCUUGCAUACUUCCAGGUGAUUAUUACAGGGUGAUAAAGAAGUAAAAGUAAUAGCAUUUAGCCUAAGUUAGCUGCCACACCUGGCAGUCGUCUGGUUUCUAAACUGGAGAGAGCUAGCUAACGGUAACAGGUCAAGUUUAUCUUCCAAAGAUGUCUUUUCAAGAGUCACCUCGUCCUUCUGAUGAAGAGGAGGCUUUCUACAUGCAGUGCAGAGCUGCGUACCUCGCCGUAUUCAGAUCUAGUUUGACAAAUAUCGCUUCGAAACAGCAGUUAUGUCGUGUUCUCCAGCAAGCAGGAAGAAAUCCAUCCCAUGCUACUCUCAAUAAAUACUGGACCCCACGAACAUCUAAACUGAACUUUGAUGACUUCUGUGAGAUUCUCAAGUGUGAGAAGAAAACUGAGGAAACUGAGCUGAUGAGAGCUUUCAAAAAGAUGGAUGUGAACAGUGAUGGCUACAUCACACACAGUGAACUGGAGAAGGCCCUUACUACUAGAGGAGACAAAAUGACCACUGAAGAAGUGAAUACCAUUUUCUCAUUAGCUGACAUUAACAAGGAUGGCAAACUGGACUAUUCAGAAUUCUGCAGAUUGCUUGUGUCUACGGCAGAACAAUGUCAGAUAGCUGCUUUGGAGAGGCUUGAGGCUGAUGCCAAGCUGAAGAGGCAGAACUUUGGCAGCCAGUCAUACAGCCCUCCAAAGAGCUCCAUGUCAUCAGCAUCAUUAUCAUCAGCAGUACAAGUGGCAGCAACUCACCCUCAGCCUCCAGAAACAUCAGACGAGACACUCAAGAAAGACAGCCGGUCGUCCUCUCGUCCUUCCUCUGCUCGCAGCAGACGGUCAUCUCUGUCAAACUCAAUCACUAUGACAUCCAGCAGCACUAAGGCCAGCAAGAUACCAGAACCUUCAGGCUUCCAGGAGUGGCAUCACAGUAAAAUGAAAGGAUGUUUCUUCUUGGAGGAUGAUGGGAGUAUCAGCUCUCUGCAGUACCAGCUCCAUGUCCCCCAGACAACCAACAUCUACCUAACCAUCCAACCAUUCAGCCUCAGCCUCAGACCUGACAAGUGUUCAUCCUGGAUGACAGUGGAUACAGCUCUUUUUAUCAUGUCAGCUGGAGAAACCAAAGAAGACUCAACCUUAGUGCAUUUCACUGAGUCAAAAGACAAAGAGACAUAUGUUUGGAAAGGGGAACUAAAUGCUGGGACCUACUACCUGCUUCCCUUCACCAGUGGCUGCAGACUAAAGAAAAGGAGCAAAAAGAGUCUUUCUAAUAAACCUGUGGACCUUGUCUACAGGACUGACACUGGAGAACUAGACCUCACCAGGGACCUCAGGGAGGCGCUGUCUGACAUCUUUGAGGUUAUAGACAUGGAUGGAAAUGGUUUGCUCAGUCUGGAAGAGUACAAUUUCUUCGAGCUGAGGACCAGUGGAGAAAAAUGUGACAAGGAUGCCUGGGCGGUCUGCAAAGAAAAUUUCGAUAUGAGAAAGAACCAGCUGACACGACAGGGCUUCAUGGAAUUGAACCUGAUGGAGGCCACAGAGAAAGAUGGAGACCCUGCAGACCUGUGGGUCACCCUGGAGGCCAUGGGCUACAACCGCAUGCUGGAGCUAGUUGAGGCUUGUCCAUUCCAGAUAGAUGUACACUGUGAAGGCACUCAACUGUCAAUCCAGCCACUCAGUAUGGACUCAGGGCCCAAGCUUCUGAACCAGGCCCUCCAGAAGUCCAUCACAGCCAGGACAGGGGCCAAAGCACUGAGGGGACAAGACAAUGUUUUCAUCUACACCUACCGAGGAGAGCACAGGAUCACUUCCCUCAUAGCCAACAAGACCAACCAGAGAGUGACUGUUCACGUAAACAAUGAGCAGAGCAGGAACUGCAGCAGCAGUAGAGGCAUGAGUGUGUUUGCUGUAGAGGUGCCAGCCCGGACCAAGAUGGUGUGCCAACAUGUGCUGCCCAUCAAUGAGAAACAGGACUGGACCUAUAAUUGUGUGGAGACCAUACUAACCUGCACAUAAAGGUGUACUGCUAUGAAAGACUCAAAGCUUACCUGGGCUAUCGCUACAGAAAAGUGAUGGGCAAAAACUGGUGACCGGUGGUUUGAAACUAGAUACUUAAUGAAUAGAAAUUGUUCUAUAACCACUGGCAAUAUGAAGAACAUUCUUACUGUUUGGACCAAAUGAUUGUUAUGUUUAAUUUUACUCUAACUAACAUGAUCCAAAAGGAAUAUUGCUGAAUCAUUUCAACUUUUAUAAACCCUUUGUUCAAGUCUUAGCUGUGUGUUGUGUGGAGCUUCUUAUGUCAGACUGCAACACCAGGAUCUGAGACCCUCUGCCUGCCUAUGGAGAGCAGCUUGAUCACACCCACCUGCAGCUCAGAGGUUCUAUGCAUCAGAGGUGUUAAGCACUGAUGGCAGAGGUGGUCACAGUACUCAUAAGGUACAGUAGAUAAUGGUUAUUACUGCUUUUGUUGUGGCUUUGUAUUUGUGAUGUUUUUGGUCAAUGUAGAGAAUUUCAAAAUGCCCUUAACAUUAACACUUUAAAUACACAAGUAGAGAUCAAAGGUUAUCAUUUAAAAUCAAGGCUAUUGCCAUGAUGAACUUAAUCAUUUUCAAGAAAAAAGACUUCUCUGAAGUCUUCUCAUGUGUCUGGAUCUGUACUGUUCCUUUGUUAUAUACUGUACUAUAUAUUUAUUAUGAUUAUUUUUUAAAUUUAAAUGGGCCAUGUCAGAGAUUUUCCAGGUAGUUUUAGAUUCAUUUAUACAUCACAACUUUGGUUCAUGAACAAUGUCCUGAAAUCACAGUUAAAUGAUUUGUCACACUGUUUGUUGUAUAAUCAGAAAGGCCAAAACAAAGGUGCUAACUUUUUAUUUUCCUGUGCUUUUAUAUAUUUUA
Molecule: messenger RNA, 2939 nt
Organism: Seriola dumerili (greater amberjack)
Lineage: Eukaryota; Metazoa; Chordata; Actinopteri; Carangiformes; Carangidae
Gene: efcab7
Product: EF-hand calcium binding domain 7
Exons: 13
Coding region: 202-2064 (620 amino acids)
Molecular function (GO): calcium ion binding
Source: RefSeq, a predicted model, not a curated record